Xenia sp. Carnegie-2017 is the source of this 1074-nucleotide messenger RNA. RefSeq lists its product as uncharacterized. The record is from RefSeq and is a predicted model, not a curated record. The coding region runs from base 179 to 760 and encodes 193 amino acids. The transcript has 5 exons. NCBI's taxonomy places the organism in Eukaryota, Metazoa, Cnidaria, Anthozoa, Malacalcyonacea, Xeniidae.
AGAUAUUAUCUGGUAAGAACAUCCUACGUACACCGGUUACAGCCAGACAUCGCUGAAAUUUUUGAUUUAGUUGCUAUGUAACACACUGUCGACAUCACAUUAUGUUUGGUAUGUUGUGAAAAGGUUUUAAAGCGAGAGAUUAACAGGAGCUCAGCUCAUUUUUAGACAGUUAAGCGUAAUGAAGAGAAGCGGUGUUAGUUCACUAAGAUUCCUCACAUUACUAAAACAAAUGUCCACAAGGAAACUAGAACAGCAAGAGAUGAGUUCAUUGAUACAACUCUAUAAGACGCCAUCGGGAAGACAUCCAUAUCUGUCUCGUUGGUCAAGAGAUGAGCCCGCACGACAUAUGGCAACGAUAGGCAACUCUGACCACUGGUCGAAACUGAAACACAAAACGGGAAUUUUAACUCUUGAAUGUGGUGAUGGUGGUGUGGCUUUCUGGAUUGAUCAUAACUUUAAAGAAGAACAAAGACGGUCACAGCUACUGCAACGACAACAUCAACAACAGAAUGAAAGUCUUUCGUCCAUUGGUCGGAGGAAAACAUUCAUAGAAACACAGAUCUUUUCUUUAGACAGCGAAAAGACUGGAACUACUUCAAGACGAAACGUAAAACGUGAAACCAGACGCAGUUCAGCAGCAAAUGAGCGAGCAAGAGCAGGAUUUCGUUACUGGAUUUUGGAUAAACCUGUGCAUAAAGGAAAGUACACCACUGGAGCAAAGACGUCCAUUUUGGGCAUAGGAAAAUCAUUUUUACCUUAAAGAGCAAAUUAUGAAUGAUUUGAAAACGAAACUUGUUAACUGCAAGCAACGACAACACAUUUAUAGUUUAUGAUUGUGCACUUAAAGAUACUUCAAUUUCUGCAAUUCAAUGUAGAGUUGAUACUGUCACGUUUAAAAUGACGCAUGCUAAAUUGCGUAUGUGUCUUAUUCUUGUGGCAUUGACAUUCACAUAUACUGUUCAUUAAAUCUAUGCCCAAUCAUGUUUUGCAUUUAUAUGUCGAUUCUAGUAUUGUAGUCUAUGUGAUAACUUGUUAAGAUCAGCGAUUAUAAAGGAUUAUAAUUAAAGAAAACAA